Paramecium primaurelia is the source of this 1291-nucleotide messenger RNA. The record is from the annotation of a GenBank genome assembly. Lineage: Eukaryota; Ciliophora; Oligohymenophorea; Peniculida; Parameciidae.
AUGCAAACUACAUUAGAAAUAGAAAAAAAACUUUGUUAAGUUCAUAAAUUAGAAAUAGUGGCAGUUGAUUUGAAAUCAUAAACUAGAAUAGACGAUAAAUAUUUAUGCACUAGGUGUCUGGCUGAGAGGGUUGAUAAAGAAAACAUGGCAUUGCUAAAUGAAGCUACUGAAAUGAUAUAAAGCAUGAAAACCCAAUCUUUAAAAAUUGCAAAGGAAGAAAAUGUACUUAGAUUAACUAAUUUAAAAUAAUUAUAAUCAUCCAUUAAAUCCUUUAAAAACUAAAUCAAGACGGAAUUAGGAAAAUUGCUUCAAUUAGUUGAUCAAUAAAUGGAAUAGAUCCAAACUGAAAUUGAAUCAAAGGAUUCAAAGUUAGAAAUCAAAAAUUAUGAUGAGGAAAUUCAAAUUCUAUCAAAAAAUUAUAUAGGAAAUUUUAGUUAUAAUAUACCGAAAUAACAAACCUAUAAGGAAAAAGAUGUGGCCCUUGUUUAAUUAAUUUAUGAAUCAUUAUAAUCUUAGUCAAAAUCAUAAAAUUUUAUAUAAAUUAUGGAAUCCAUAGAUUAAAUAAGAUCAAGUAUACCAAUCACUUAAUAGGCCAAAAUAAACGAAACGCCUGCAAAAGAAUUUGAUUAACAUGUAAUUAAUUUAUUGAUAUUAUUAGAAAACUCCAUGUCUCAAUUAGAUAUGCAAUAAGCAUAACAAAGAAAUAAUUAUGUUAAAUGUUAAUUAUAAUGAGCCUAAAUUCGGUCGAUUGGCAUGCGUAGAAUGUAUUCAAGAAAACCCUAUUCAAUAUAUUAGCUUAAAAGAAGCAAAUAAUAUGUGGAAUACUCUUAUUGGAGAAUCAGAAGAUUUAAUUUCUAAACAUAAUUUUAAAAGAGAAAAAACAUUUAAAAUGGUUAUAUAAGAAAUCAAAUAACUAAAAAACCAUUAUAAUAAUUAAUUAUCAGAAAUGUUGUCAUCUAUAGAUGAAUAGCUUAUUUAAAAUAAUUAAGAAUUUUAAGAUUUCCUAAAAUUAGAGAAUAAAUAGAUAUUUGAAUUAGAUGAAAAAUAAGUUGAAAAGAUGAUUGAUUUAUUAAGUUAAUAAGAUAAAAAUAAACAUAUCCUUUAGUAAUAGGAGAAACAAGAUAGACUUGAUUAAUUAUUUUAUCAGAAUGUCAAAUCAAAAUUAGAAACCCUUAUCAAGCAUGAUUUACUUUGCAAGUAAUAAUUGAUGACAAUUAUUUAAGAAUAACAAGGUAAUCUGUUUUGAUUAACUUAUAGAAAAAAAAGAAAUCGGAAAUAAUCCAUAAGCUGA